AAGUGGACAACCUAUCGUUCUAUGGCUGAGGAGACUCUUGACGCAGCUAUUAAGGCUCAUAACCUCUCAGCCGGUCCCAGCAGGACGGUCGGUCUGAUGCUGGAUGGUGGGAAGGACUGGACCCCCACCCUGUACAUUCGCUUGGUUCAAGACUACGGCUUGGAAAACGAGGUUGCUCAGCACCUGGCAGCCACCUAUGGAGGAAGAGCAUUUGAAGUGGCCAAAAUGGCCCAGGUGACAGGCAAGAGAUGGCCUAUAGUGGGUAAACGCCUUGUGUCUGAAUUUCCCUACAUAGAGAGUGAGGUGCAGUAUGCUGUAAAGGAGUACGCAUGUACAGCCAUCGAUGUGAUUGCUCGCCGAACUCGACUGGGCUUUCUGAACGUGCAGGCUGCGGAUGAGGCUUUGCCACGUAUUGUUGAGAUCAUGGGCAACGAACUGCAGUGGACUGAGCAAAAAAAGAAAGAAGAGCUGGAGGCAGCAAAGAAGUAUCUGCACCUGGAGAUGGGUUAUAAAGCUCGCUCUGAGCAGCUCAGCAAGACAACAGAGAUCUCACUCACUGCCCCAGAGAUAGCAAGGUAUAAGAAGCGCUUUUACAAGUUUGAUAAGGAGAGUAAAGGCUUUAUCACAACAGUGGAUGUCCAGCAAGUGCUAGAGAAACUCAGCAUUCAGAUUGAUGAGAACGCCCUUCAUGAGAUCCUCAACGAGGUGGACCUCAACAAAAACGGGCAGGUGGAACUGGAUGAGUUCUUGCAGCUCAUGAGUGCAGUCCAGAGAGGCCAAAUCUCUGACAGUCGUCUGGCUAUCCUGAUGAAGACGGUCGAAGAGGGGUUGGAUCUGAGAGGACCGGUCUCGGUUGACCGCAGUGGAGGCGGUGUUUGAAUCCCAACUAACCAAAACAUCCACCAGACAACGGCUCCCACCACAAAGUUGGAUAAACACCAAAAGGUGCUGACCGCUGUGCCCACGCUGGUCAGAUCACAAGCACAUCCUUUCAAGUCAUUAACUCACCCAACCAGCUGGCUGCCAUUGACUACAAUCGUUUUUCUUUUUAAUUUUUGUUUUAGCAUGCUUAUUUAAAUUGAUUUUAAUGAAAAAAAUCUUAUUAUUAGAGCAGAAUAUAUUCUUUAAAAUUAUUUCAAAGCGUAUUCUAGAGUCUAUAUUUUUAUCUAAUGUAUGCAGUGCCAUGUUGUGUGACCUGGUAAGCAUGAAUAGGUUGUCUCUUUAAUGUUUCUGUGAGCAGCUUUAUCCAGUGUGCUUUCUGUUGUGCCAUUUUAUUAAUGCAGAUUAUUUGCUACUGAAGGCAGUGAGGUGAAAUUCAAGGGCUCUCAGUGUCUUCUGAGCUAAACAAAUGCACUAUAUGCGAAUUACGCAGUUUUACACUGCAUACUGCUUAAUUGUUACUGUUCUGAAUUACAGUGAUGAAAUGUGUUGUGUUUUUGUUGUUGUAUUAUUUUAAUAAUUUCAAAUAAUUUAAUUUUCUGAAAAAAGUAUUUAUUCAAAAUCUAUAAUUUCCUUCAUACUUUUGAUAAAUCCCGUCUUGUUUUUAAUUAAUGUGAUUAUGUUGAAAGUAUACAAUUGUAUUACUGUAAACAGAUUAGUUAUUUUGUUGUUUUCAGUGUUUUUAGACUUCGCAUUGGCUCUGGUUCAACAGGAGGGUUUUACAAAUUAUAAUGAAAUGUAAGAGCUCUUGUCUGAAUGUUGAACAUUUUGAGCCCUUGUUCAAAUUCAUGAACAAUUGAAACUCCACUUCGGUGUGUUUGCUAUAAAGCCUUGCCUCUAAAAGUAAUUGAUUAUCCAUUUGUCAUGAAAUAAUAAGGGAAUAUUAUAACUGUAAACUUGAUGUAGAGCAUAGCAGGGAAUGUACUCAAUGUGCCUUGCUUCUUAAAGGGAUAGUUCAUUCAAAAAUGAAAAUUCUGUCAUCAUUUACUAACACU
Messenger RNA from Sinocyclocheilus grahami, 1934 nucleotides. RefSeq names its product glycerol-3-phosphate dehydrogenase, mitochondrial. Gene Ontology annotation, cellular component: mitochondrion. NCBI's taxonomy places the organism in Eukaryota, Metazoa, Chordata, Actinopteri, Cypriniformes, Cyprinidae. The transcript is spliced from 7 exons. Gene Ontology annotation, molecular function: calcium ion binding; glycerol-3-phosphate dehydrogenase (quinone) activity. The record is from RefSeq and is a predicted model, not a curated record. Bases 22 to 879 code for a protein of 285 amino acids. Gene Ontology annotation, biological process: glycerol-3-phosphate metabolic process.